AUGGGGAAGAUGUCCACUGCUGCGGAAGCAUCACUGCUCUGUUGUCAGAACGUUGGUCCAAGACUGGGAUUGCAAUGCUGCUCUUUACCCUCCUUUGUUUAACUUUUCUGAUCAGCGGCGUCAGUGCAGAAUGUGGCCUCCGACCAUCUUACGAGUCCUUUCAGGGGACAGGCAAGAGGUUCACAAAGGGGAGAUACGCCAUAGAAGGGGAGUUCCCGUGGCAUGUGAGCAUCCAGAGCAAUGGGAGACAUGUCUGUGGAGGCACCAUAAUCAGCGUAUUGUGGAUUUUGACUGCAGCUCAUUGCUUUGGAGAAGAGAUGCCACCAGACCUCACUGUUUUAGUGGGGGGAACUGACCUCAGUGUCCCGCUGGAAGAACAUAAGCCAGACAGCUUGAUCAUCCAUGAAAAAUUUGACAGAAUGACCAUGCAAAAUGACAUUGCUCUGAUCCUGCUCAGCUCUCCCAUUGAGUUCAGCAAUGAGAAAAUCCCUGUCUGCUUGCCCUUCAUGCAUGACAUCAAUACGUGGCAACACUGCUGGGUUGCAGGGUGGGGAACCACAAGUGCAGCAAUUGCAAGGCCAACAUCCCACAUGAUGCAGAAAGCACCAGUGAAGCUCAUCAGCAGGCAGCAGUGCUUGAAGAGUAUCCCACAGCUAGUGGAGAACACGCUGUGUGCUGAGAUGGAGAAAGGAAGAGGUGCUUGGCAGUCACAGGUGGACAGCGGGGGACCUCUGGUUUGCAGCAGCUGGAACACCAUGAAGUGGUUUCAGGUUGGAAUUGUCAGCUGGAAACAAGAUCAUGCAGACAAGCCAGCCCAUGAGAUCUUAUUGUCUGUUUACAGCUACCGUCACUGGAUAGAGACUGAAACAGCCAAAAGUGGGAAACCUUUCUUCAUUGAAGGUGUGGAUAACUAUUCUAAUAGUCAGCUGUUUUCCUCCAAGGCUGAGCCACAGCUGGUAUCCCUUGAGUAUUGUCUCCUUUUAUUUAUCUCUUUAAUAGCAAUUAGAUUACUAUAGGGAAGAUUUUUUCAAAACAUAAUAAAAGUCAGAACUCAUGUCUUAUCA
Pezoporus flaviventris is the source of this 1064-nucleotide messenger RNA. Its product is annotated as serine protease 55-like. NCBI's taxonomy places the organism in Eukaryota, Metazoa, Chordata, Aves, Psittaciformes, Psittacidae. The record is from RefSeq and is a predicted model, not a curated record. The transcript has 5 exons. Gene Ontology annotation, biological process: proteolysis. The coding region runs from base 75 to 1016 and encodes 313 amino acids. Gene Ontology annotation, molecular function: serine-type endopeptidase activity.